This is a messenger RNA of Argiope bruennichi, 686 nucleotides long. RefSeq names its product astacin-like metalloprotease toxin 5. NCBI's taxonomy places the organism in Eukaryota, Metazoa, Arthropoda, Arachnida, Araneae, Araneidae. Gene Ontology annotation, molecular function: zinc ion binding; metalloendopeptidase activity. Gene Ontology annotation, biological process: proteolysis. The record is from RefSeq and is a predicted model, not a curated record. The coding region runs from base 33 to 620 and encodes 195 amino acids. The transcript is spliced from 5 exons.
AAGAUAUCAAAUUGAAGUCAUUGAAUCAAAAAAUGGCAUCAGAUAUACACCAGGAAGACCAACACCUGUCAAAUGAAGAUGGAAGAGGUGAUGCAUGGGAAAUUCACUAUGAAAUCGAUCCUUGUUUAGAUUUCAAACGAAGACAUAUAGAAAAUGCCAUGAAUGAAAUAGAAAAGUAUUCUCGUAUUCAAUUCCUUCCACGAACAACUCAACGAUGUUAUCUGAACAUUACUAAAGAUGACGGAUGCUAUUUCAAUAGCGGCGACAACUGCUUUCAAAGUAUUUCCCUUGGAGUAGGUUGCAGAGAUUUUGGAACCAUUCUCCAUGAACUGCUCCAUGUGUUUGGGUUCGAACAUGAACACAACAGGCCGGACCGUGAUGAAUAUCUCACGAUUCACUGGGAUAACAUCGAAGAAGAACACAAGAUUCAAUUCGAGAAGCUGGAACCUAGCAAAUACAAGUGGAAUGUCUUUCAAAUAGACUAUGAAUCCAUCAUGAUGUAUGAUAGCUACUCAUUCUCAAAGAAUGAUCUGAUUACCAUUGAGCGGAAGAAUGGCGGAGAAUUAGUUCGUAAUAACAAACUGUCUGAAAUGGACAAAGAAAAACUUAGAUUAUUAUGACUAUGAGAAGUGAACCAGAAAUUCCUUUUUUUGUUUCUGUUAAUAAAUUUUUAUUUAUUGAAUCUC